GCCGUAUUUGGAUCAAGCGCUGGCUGCGGGGCUCAAGAGGAUCGAUCUGUGCACGCUGCUGUUGCCGUGCUGGACGACUGGGUGUUGAGCUUCCCGGCGGUGGGAAGCGUUGUGGCGACGCAGCAUAAGCUGUCUAGCAGUGCUCAUCGGUUCACUUCGAUGGAGCUCUGUGAAGACAUCGGCUCCCUAGUCAUCAUGCAGCUAUCCGAGCAUGCCCUUGAGGGUGUCCUCCAAUCGUUCGGCUCCUACGUCAGCACAAGGAUCAACGCAUUCCCAGCCUCGUUUGAGACCGAGAAUCUAGAAGGUUCUGGAAGAAAAAUAGUCAACCUUGCUGAGACAGAGACCCAGCAGAUUGCCCUGCUAGCAAACGCUCUAUCCCUGGCAGAACUCUUACCACGUGCGGCUAUUAAGCUCUCAUCCUUCGCCAGAAAUGACGAGAAGGGCUUGAAGCAGAGGGAGCUGAAAAGAAGGCUUCAGAGGCUGGUGGAACAGCUGAGGGACAGCUUUUGCCGCCAACAUGCGCUCGACCUCAUAUUCACUGAAGAUGGUGGGGUUCGUUUGAAUGCUGAGAUGUAUUUGUGCAUGGAUGAUGGUAGAGGUGAGCCUGAAUGGUUCCCAUCUCCAGUUUUCCAA
Molecule: messenger RNA, 633 nt
Organism: Striga asiatica
Lineage: Eukaryota; Viridiplantae; Streptophyta; Magnoliopsida; Lamiales; Orobanchaceae
Source: the annotation of a GenBank genome assembly